AUGGCUAAGUCCAAGAAUCACACCAAUCAUAACCAGAGUAAGUCCGCAGACCACCGCAAAGACCACAGGAAUGGUAUCUUUCGGCCCAAACGUCACGUCAAGGAAUCGAUGAAAGGG
This is a messenger RNA of Medioppia subpectinata, 117 nucleotides long. The record is from the annotation of a GenBank genome assembly. Lineage: Eukaryota; Metazoa; Arthropoda; Arachnida; Sarcoptiformes; Oppiidae.